Messenger RNA from Fusarium venenatum, 339 nucleotides. Lineage: Eukaryota; Fungi; Ascomycota; Sordariomycetes; Hypocreales; Nectriaceae. The record is from RefSeq and is a predicted model, not a curated record.
AUGACGGUUCCCUUUUCGGGACCCAUUAGAAGGCCAGUAGAAAAAAGAAACAAUCAAGGACGUGUCGUCCAAGGAUGGACAACGUUGUACGCCAACGACACGGCGAAUGUCCUAUCCGCCGCUGAUCUGCAUCCAUCGUAUCGUAGUGCACUGGUGUCUUCAUCCUUAGAGACACUCUAUGCGAGCCGUGUUCCUACAACAGCCACACAUGGCAAUCCUCCCUUGAUUGCUUCUAACAGGUUUGCCGCCUGCCAUCAGACUCCCACAGCAAUGCAGCGGAAGCGUCAUGGAUCAUCUGAUGGAUUGCGGACAGCUAAUGGCGAAGCAGGUUGGCGAUGA